ACGACAUUUCCCCCUAUCCAUAAGGUAGUAGCUGUUAGAAAUGCUGUGGUCCCUUUUACUGGUGGCAUGGUUUUGUGAAGUGCAUGGAUUUCCUGUGAAUACACCGAAGGGUCACACUGAUUUGCAGUUUGAUGAUGGUAAUAUUAACUCAUCGAAGAGUGGACCGCCUCCUCUGAAAAGACCAAGUGAAACAGUGCUGGAUUUUGAGGGAGACUAUGCUGUACAGGAGGGGGAUGUCAUACUACCUAGUGACAGGAACGCAGUGAAGCAACUGUGGGAGGAGGUGGAUGGAUAUAUGUCAGUGCCUUAUGAAAUAGAUUUAGUUCUUGAGCACAGGACUGAAAAUAUUCUUAAAGCCUUAAAUAUGAUCUCUGAGAAGACCUGCAUCGGGUUCCAUCCACAUACUAAUGAAACCGACUACUUGCACUUUGAGUACAGCAAUGGGUGUGCAUCUUACGUCGGCUGUGUGGGGGGUGAGCAGCCUAUCCUGGUUGGCCCGCUCUGUACGGUUGGGAACAUCUGCCACGAGAUCCUUCAUUCACUCGGCUUACACCACGAGCAUUCCCGCCGAGACCGUGAUGAUUAUAUCACUAUAGUUUAUCAGAACAUUGCCUCUGGGAAAGAGGACAAUUUUAUGGAGAAGGCAGGGAACACCCUCGGUCUGGACUAUGACCUGGAAUCAAUUUUGCAUUAUGGAGAGAAAUAUUUCUCUCGCAAUGGAAAACCUACGAUUCUGCCCAAAGAGAGUGGGGUAAAGAUCGGCCAGAGGACUCACUUGAGUUAUCUGGAUGUGCAAAGGCUCCGGAAGCUGUACCAAUGUGGCAAGAGACAAAAGUACCAAGCGACACCAUGAUGCAUCCAACUGCUCUGUUUGACUGUUGAAUGGUCAUUUGUUGAUCAGAGGAAUUCUGAAUCUAAGAAGACAAAUAAAGGUUUGAAAA
This is a messenger RNA of Rhinichthys klamathensis goyatoka, 941 nucleotides long. RefSeq names its product zinc metalloproteinase nas-14. The record is from RefSeq and is a predicted model, not a curated record. Gene Ontology annotation, molecular function: metalloendopeptidase activity; zinc ion binding. Bases 41 to 853 code for a protein of 270 amino acids. The transcript has 10 exons. Lineage: Eukaryota; Metazoa; Chordata; Actinopteri; Cypriniformes; Leuciscidae. Gene Ontology annotation, biological process: proteolysis.